UCUUCUGUUACUCCAGAUUUUCUUGUUUUGCUGGUGGGCUUUCCAUAUCUUCUACUUUAAAAUCGGAGUGCUGCUCCUAAGUAAAAUGAAGGCUACAGCAUGUAACAGCAUAUAGUUUCGAUUGCUGCCUAGUCAGAGCGGGAAGACAGUGCUGUAAUUAAAAUCCAUAACUCUGGUGUUCCAGACAGCAUGUAUCUAAUGCAAAAUCUUACACAUUACUUGGAGAGUUUCUGUCUUCCUUCACAUUGGCAUCAUGUGCUCCUAGGAUAUUGCUUGUAAGGAGUUACUGGCAGCAUAAUUGCAAAUUUGGGCAUACCUAGAUUUACAUGUUGCACUACAAUAUGGAAGCCAACAUAAAAUUUCAUUUUGUGAGUUAUGCCAUUGACCUGCUUAAAUCAGAUAAGCCUUAUUUGUAAAUUAUUGGAGGCAUAAUUACUUUGUAACUAGUCAAGCCACAGCUAACCAAUACUUCUCAUUCAGUCAAGCACUAUAAUAUUACAAACAACCCAGACCAGGAAUUAAAUCAUUAAAAUGGAACUGCAGCAGACCAACUAGCAACAUAAAACACUUUAAAAAACACACAUCUAGAUGCACCCCUUCAAAACCCUCCUUCAGGGCAGAGACCGAAAGAGAGUGAAAAAACAAGACUUAUGGGAAGGGAACUUCACUGUCUGGAGUCACAGUGCUGUGGGACACUGUGGCACAUUUGGUUACUGGUGUCUGGUGCUUUCAUUUCUGGUGCCUUGUGAACGUAGCCCUGGCUAUGGUGAACCCAUUGCUGAACAGGAUCUACAGGAAAGCCAUUUCCAAGAAUGCAGACAGAGAGAGUUUUGCAUUAUAAUCAGUCUGAUGUACAGUGAGAAUAUGUAGCUAGAUCUGCACAGAGAUAAUUUCAGUGCAGGGGAGGCCCAGAUGAGCAGCAGUUGCUCAGCUGUCCUGUCUCAGGCUCCUUUCCUACAUCCCAGCAGAGCCAUGGAGCCAGCCUCGGGUACAGUUAUUCUGAGCACUCAAUCACAUGGUCUCAGAAACAUCUUAAUAAAUUCUGACCAGCAGCACAGCCAAACACAGCUUCGCCUCAAAAUAAAACAGCUACCCAGGAUCUCAACACAGCAAGAGAGCAUUUUGUCCAGCUGAGAAGGAGCUCUGGUACCAGGCAAAAAUGACGGACAAAAGCCCCUUCGAAACGGAUAUGCUGACCCUCACGCGGUUUGUCAUGGAGAAGGGACGCCGCGUGAAAGGAGCGACGGGGGAGCUGACGCAGCUGCUCAACUCCAUGCUGACUGCCAUAAAGGCCAUUUCUGCUGCUGUCAGAAAGGCAGGCCUUGCCCACAUGUUUGGUAUAGCUGGCACUGUGAAUGUGACAGGAGAUGAGGUGAAGAAGCUGGAUGUGUUAUCUAACUCCCUGGUGAUUAACAUGCUCCAGUCCUCCUACAGCACCUGUGUCCUGGUCACAGAGGAGAACAAGGAGGCCAUCAUCACCCCGAAAGACAAGCGGGGUAAAUAUGUGGUGUGCUUUGACCCCCUCGACGGUUCAUCCAAUAUAGACUGCUUGGCACCAAUAGGAACAAUAUUUGCUAUCUACAAAAAGGAAACAGAUGAUGAGCCCUCUGAAAAAGAUGCUUUACAGCCUGGACGCAAUAUUGUUGCUGCAGGAUAUGCCUUGUAUGGUAGUGCUACGCUGGUUGCCCUCUCCACAGGGCAAGGAGUGGACUGCUUCAUGCUCGAUCCGGGUCUUGGUGAAUUUAUUUUGGUGGACAGAGAUGUUAAAAUCAAGAAGAAGGGGAAAGUAUACAGUCUCAAUGAAGGCUAUGCAAAGUAUUUUGAUCCUGCAAUGACAGAAUAUUUGCAAAAGAAGAAAUUCCCUGAGGAUGGCAGUUCCCCAUACGGUGCCAGGUAUGUGGGCUCCAUGGUAGCUGAUGUUCACCGUACUUUGAUGUACGGUGGGAUCUUCAUGUAUCCUGCUAAUCAGAAGAGUCCUAAAGGAAAGCUCCGACUUCUCUAUGAAUGCAACCCUAUGGCUUUCAUCAUUGAGCAGGCAGGUGGCAUAGCAACUACAGGGACCGAAGCAGUGUUGGAUGUGAAACCUGAGAAUAUUCACCAGAGAGUUCCGUUUAUACUUGGCUCUCCAGACGAUGUGCAAGAAUACCUUGCUUGUGUUCAGAAACACCAGAAGAGCAGCUAAAGACUUUCCACAUCCAGAUCUUGCUUGCCCAUUUUCAGUCUUCAAGAAAAGCUUUACCUUUCAAAUACUGGAUUCUAGAAUUUACCACCAAUAUCUCAGUGAAAGUCCCAGUUUACAAGAGCAGGAAAAAUAGUGAGAUUUUGUUUCUCCUUGCAGGCAAUGUAAAAUCCUUUAAUUCUGAUUUAUUCAGGGCAAAUGCAGAGACAGAGUCAUGACAAGCAGAAACUACUUACUUUAUAUAAUAUUAACAAAAGGAAGUGAGUUGUGUCAGUAUCCCCAUUUGAUCUGAAGUUUUACAUCCAACAUUACAUGAAUGGCAUUGUUUGCAACAGGAUUUCUGCAUCAAUACUUGCAAUAUCAUUAUCUGGAUUUUCUUCAGAGACUUUAUUGCAGAUGCAUUUUAUCUUGACAGCCCUAAGAAGAGCAAAAGUCUUAUGCUGUCUAAAACAAUAUUUUUAAGCUGCAAAUUAUAUAUAUCUUGGGUAAUUAAUAGAGAUUAAAAGGCUGCAGCAUUGCCAGGAUAUUUAAUUUCUCACAAGAACAGGAAAUAUCAUGUGUUAUUUACACACACCUUUCAAAGCACAAAUUCCAAUAAACCAUGGAUGUGACACCCAAA
Haemorhous mexicanus (house finch) is the source of this 2798-nucleotide messenger RNA. Its product is annotated as fructose-1,6-bisphosphatase isozyme 2. Gene Ontology annotation, molecular function: fructose 1,6-bisphosphate 1-phosphatase activity. Bases 1160 to 2182 code for a protein of 340 amino acids. NCBI's taxonomy places the organism in Eukaryota, Metazoa, Chordata, Aves, Passeriformes, Fringillidae. The record is from RefSeq and is a predicted model, not a curated record. Gene Ontology annotation, cellular component: cytosol; cytoplasm. Gene Ontology annotation, biological process: fructose metabolic process; sucrose biosynthetic process; fructose 1,6-bisphosphate metabolic process. The transcript is spliced from 7 exons.